Drosophila miranda is the source of this 2405-nucleotide messenger RNA. RefSeq names its product probable cytochrome P450 317a1. Lineage: Eukaryota; Metazoa; Arthropoda; Insecta; Diptera; Drosophilidae. Gene Ontology annotation, molecular function: heme binding; oxidoreductase activity, acting on paired donors, with incorporation or reduction of molecular oxygen; iron ion binding. The record is from RefSeq and is a predicted model, not a curated record.
AACAGCAAAUUAAAAGCUCCCACCGGGUCUCGAGAGCGAGUAUCGUAAAUAGUUACUUUUCUCCAACGCACUCAGUCGAACAACGCGAUCCGGUAAUGAACGUAACGAACGUAAGAACGCAUUAGAUCAUAGUCGGUGACACUAUGACUGCCGCGGGUAGAACGAGACGGAGACAUAGUGGAGAGUGUUAGCGCGCGAGUGGGACAGAAAGAGUCUGGAAAGGAAGUAGACUCCCAGAGCUCCCAAACAGAGGAAAGCACUCAUUAUGCAGAAUAUGUGGAUAAUUUUCACCAUUAUUGGGCUGGUGGUGCUGGGUCUAGUGAUUCUGCUAAUUAUGGCAGCGCGUUAUCAGCGGAACUAUUGGCGCUAUCUGAACAUUCCGCACGAGAGGCCGAAAAAGCUAUGGCCCAUCGUUAGGCAAAUAGUGACACAGAGUCUCAGUACCGAGGCGAUGAAGACGGCUCAUUACUCGGCAUUCUACUCUAAAUUCAAGGGCAGCGGACCGUUCUGCGGCUUCUACGCUCUGCUGCAGCCGCGGGCUCUGAUCCUAGAUCGCGAACUGAUCAGGCAAAUAAUGAUCAAGGACUUCUGGAACUUCAAUGAUCGCGGGCUGUACUGUAAUCAGAAAACGGACCCGCUUUCGGGGGACCUGUUCGCCAUGCGCGGUCAGAGUUGGAAGGAGAUGCGCCAGAAGCUGGACCCCAGUCUGGAGAGCGAUCGCAUGUCCUGGCUGUUUGGCAGUCUCUACGAGGAGGCGGAACAGCUUCUGCUUACCGUCACCUCUAAGCUGAUGAAGCAGCCGCAUUCCACGCUCCACAUACAGAAACUGAUGCGGCGAUAUGUGCUCUCGGCUCUGGCCAAGUGCGUCUUUGGCCUGGAUGCCCAGCAGCGGCUGAAGUACUCCCUGGAGGACUUUGAGAAAAUGACUGAGAUGGCCGUGAGCAGUCACAAGCACGGCUAUUUGAUGAAUCUGAUGAUGAUCAGGUUUCCUAACUUCUGCCGCGUUCUGCGAAUGCGCCGGACCCCCAAGCAGGCGGAGACCUACUUCCUCACUUUACUCUCGGACAUCGUGGAGCAACGCGAGUCCUCCGGCGUGCGGCACCAGGAUUACCUGCAGCUGCUGGUGGAGAUCAAGGCCACCCAUCUGCAGAAUGAGCUGGCGGCCCAUGCCGUCGUACUUCUGAAGGCGGGAUACGAGCAAACGGCGAACACCUUGUCCUAUAUCCUCUACGAGCUAGCAAUGCACACAGACGUGCAGGCCACGGUGCGGAAGGAGAUCAAAAAGGCUAUGGAGCGCCACGAAAACAACCUGAACUAUGAGUGCGUCCAAUCUUUGGCAUAUCUGGGUCAGGUCAUCAACGAGACCCUCAGGGUGCAUCGCAUCACGCCCUAUAUACUCCGCCGCACCCUCACCGACUACCAGGUGCCCGACCAUCCCAAUUAUAUGCUGGUCAAGGAGCUAUUCCUGAUCAUCCCCACACAUGCCAUACACCACGAUCCCGAUAUCUAUCCAGAGCCCGAGGAAUUCAAGCCGGAUCGAUGGGGGGGCCCAAGAGACUCGCUGCAAGAGCAGGGCACCUGGUUCGGCUUUGGGGUGGGCGCCCGCAACUGCAUAGGCACACAGUUUGCCCAGCUGCAACUGCGCCUGGCUCUGGCAUUGCUCCUUAUGGAGUACGAAUUUACUCUAAACUCGAGGAAGCCGCUGGUCAGCCUGGAGGAUGGCAUUGCCCUACAGCUGACGCCUUUGGGGGUCAUCGAGCCCGGCGCCCGAAUUAGUCAUCUACAGAAUUUAAACCAUGAACAAAGUAUAGAAAGCAAUUUAAAACUAUUUACUAACGAAACUAUCAAAUAUGUAGGUAUAAUAUGGAGGACAGGAGGACCUGAGAGACAGAACCUCACACAAAUGGCAUUCUUACUUAAUAUACUCUGUUUAGAGUACACUGUUUUAGUUAUUCAUUUAUUUAUUUUCGAAAGAGCAAAUACUUUGCCAUUAAAUAACUUUGCCGUCUUACAAUAGAAGUAUACUUGAUCUAUUAAAAUAUUUGUCCAUUUGAUUCGUAGUUACACGCAAGUAGUAUUGUUAGUUAAAUAUCGUUUGUUGCAUUGUCGUUUGCUGAUAUGGUUGUUUGUUGGCUCGGGCCUGUGCAGAAUUAAGCUUAUUAGCGUAGAUUAAAGACAUUGUUUAAAAAUAGCUGGCUGCUUUCGUUGGUUAAUCGAAAUUAGAGUUCUAGGCUAGAAUCCGUUUUAUAUGUUAGCACUAAAGUAAAAUUUAAUAAUAAAUAAAACAUAUUUCAAAGUACACGAAACUAAAGUCUAAUUAUAAUUCUAAUUUAAGUUUCAUAUUAUUUUCUUCAAGUUUCGUUAUGGAAUGUGUUUUGCUUUGCCACUUCUACGGUUUGUCCGGG